CUCCACCUGGCAGCUUGGGGGUAUUGGCCGGGAUAAACAGCCGGCCAUCCUCCACAAUACAUAAACAACUCAUGACUCUCAGGUCCAAUCUGCAGAUAUUACACUGCCAUGUGCCUAAUACUGGCAGAGCUGGCUUUGAUCCUGAAGUGGAUUAGGUUGGUUUGAAAAUGGGUCAACGAAUACAUUUUUUGAAAUACACACAGCAAUACUAUUUACAGUUUAUUAAAGGUUUACACGACAGUUCAUUCUUGUAUAACAUUAUUAUGGACUGUUCUGAAUAUUAAAUUCAUUUAUAAACAUACUGUUAUACAAGCAGAUGCCCUUCUCUGUAUUAUCUAUAAAAAGCAGUGUUUUGUGACUGGUGUGACAUUGGUGUUAUUAAUCUCAAAAUCAUUAUGCAUUACUUAAUAAACAAUUGGAUGAGCAGAUAAUUAAAACAGAGGAAAAACUUAAAAUGUGAGUUUACAUUUUCAUGAAAAGAGAAUUCUUAAGAGUAAUUGAUAAGCCUAAUAUGUAAAGCUAAGAAUGACAAAUGUUAUGAUGGGAGAGUGAUAAUCCACAGGCAAUGUGGCACAUAGAUUCACACAUGAAGGAAUUGUUAAAACUGCCUGUAUGAAAUUAAUAACCAAUUACAUUUCCCACAUGCAAUAUAAAUUUAUGCAAGAGGUUUUCCAUGCCACUAAGCUUUUGUUCAGCAGUUUUAUCAUUAAGCUGACUUCCUGAAAGAGAAAUUGUUUUAAAUUUAUAUCCCAGGGUAUUUUGAUUGUGACUAAAGUAUCUCCAUAAAUUAAUCAAAUUUCAACUUGUCCCCAGUGCUCAUAACACUCAUGACCAUACUUCACUUUUUAAUAGGCUGCAAUAUGGCUUGGCUUUACUCUGGUAAACCGUUAGGGCAUCACAAACGUGAACAUCACAGUUGAAAAAGAGUGAAAAUGAAGAGCAGUUUUGCUCCAUUCAAUUGAAUGACGAAGAAGAAGUGAGUUCAGGUGGUGCACAGUAUGAGGACAGUAAUAAACUCGCAUAUUGUGUGACUGAUGUGCCUCCCUGGUAUCUCUGCAUCAUUCUUGGGACACAGGUUACCUAUUCUCCAGGGUGGUACAUUUGCUUUUUUAACACCCACACUUGCUGUUCUCUCAAUGCCUGAAUGGAAAUGCCCAGCUUGGACUAGCAAUGCAAGUCUUGUGAAUACCAGUGAUCCAGAAUAUAUUGAAAUCUGGCAAACAAGGAUACGGGAGCUACAGGGAUCUAUCAUGGUUGCCUCCUGUUUCCAGAUCUUUGUAGGAUUCUCUGGUCUCAUCGGCCUACUGAUGAGCUUUAUUGGACCAUUGACUAUUGCACCCACCAUCUCUCUCAUUGGGCUUUCACUGUUUGACUCAGCUGGUAAUGAUGCUGGGAAACACUGGGGAAUUGCAGCCAUGACUACAUUUCUCAUUGUGCUGUUCUCUCAGUAUCUACGGCAUCUGCCAAUUCCACUUCCUACUUACAGCAAAACCAAAAAAAUUCACUUCACUCGAGUAUACAUCUUUCAAAUUCUACCAGUUCUCCUUGGAAUCACCAUGUCUUGGCUUAUCUGUUACAUACUCACGGAAUAUAAUGCCUUGACAUCAGAUCCCCUGGCCUACGGCUACCAGGCACGGACUGAUCUCAAAGGAAAUGUCAUUGGUAGAGCACCUUGGUUUCGAUUCCCCUAUCCAGGUCAGUGGGGUAAGCCAACUGUAAGUGCAGCUGGGGUGUUUGGAAUUCUGGCUGGUGUGGUUUCUUCCAUGGUAGAAUCAGUUGGGGAUUACCAUGCUUGUGCUCGACUCUCUGGUGCUCCUCCCCCCCCCAAACAUGCCAUCAAUAGGGGAAUAGGAAUUGAAGGAAUUGGAUGCCUCCUGGCAGGUGCAUGGGGGACAGGAAAUGGGACCACCUCCUACAGUGAAAAUGUAGGAGCACUUGGGAUCACCAAGGUUGGUAGCAGGAUAGUAAUUGUAGCCAGUGGAUUCCUAAUGAUAAUAAUGGGACUGUUUGGGAAGAUUGGCGCUAUUUUUACAACAAUUCCCACUCCAGUUAUUGGAGGCAUGUUUCUUGUAAUGUUUGGAGUAAUAACUGCUGCUGGAAUUUCCAACCUUCAGUAUACAGAUAUGAAUUCAUCAAGGAAUAUCUUCAUCUUUGGAUUCUCCAUGUUUUGUGGACUGGUUAUUCCAAAUUGGGUUAUUAAGAACCCAUCAUCGGUUGAGACAGGAGUGGUUGAGCUUGACCAGGUCAUUAGAGUUCUGUUGACUACUGGCAUGUUUGUUGGGGGCUUCUUUGGCUUUGUCUUGGAUAACACUAUUCCAGGUUCAGCACAAGAACGGGGAAUCUUAACUUGGAAGCAGAUCCACAAAGAUGAUUUAGAUGAAAUUUUGGUACCAUCAGAGGUUUAUGACUUUCCCUUUCACAUUGGGUCUCAACCAUGUUUUGCUUCAUGGAUUCGGUUUAUUCCAUUUUGUCCCAAAAGCAACCAUGGCAAUUCAAAAAAGGAUCAAGCUGACAUACUGGAAACUGUUAAAGAAAAUGACAUAAACAAAAAAGUAAACCUGGCACAAUCUGUUCAUGACACACCACUCUAAAUGAUAUAGUGCUGUUAUCAGUUAUGUUCUAGACUAUACAGAAAAUAUGUAUUCUUUUUUUAAUGGUCACAUUAAACGGUUGAACAAUUAAAGAAGGAAACAAUCCAUUAUCUUGCCUAUUUAAUCCAAUUCAUCUUGCAGGGAGGCUAGAGCCUUAUGACAUGAGCAAAAACAGGACAGGACAGCACUCAGAAAAUACAAUAUUAUUUUAAAUGUCCUAAAAAAUCCAAGAAAUAUGGAAGAGGAAGAAAUGAAAA
Polypterus senegalus (gray bichir) is the source of this 2848-nucleotide messenger RNA. RefSeq names its product Xan_ur_permease domain-containing protein. Gene Ontology annotation, cellular component: membrane. The transcript has 11 exons. Gene Ontology annotation, biological process: transmembrane transport. NCBI's taxonomy places the organism in Eukaryota, Metazoa, Chordata, Cladistia, Polypteriformes, Polypteridae. The record is from RefSeq and is a predicted model, not a curated record. Gene Ontology annotation, molecular function: transmembrane transporter activity. The coding region runs from base 1035 to 2591 and encodes 518 amino acids.